This is a messenger RNA of Penicillium chermesinum, 1812 nucleotides long. Its product is annotated as GMC family oxidoreductase. The transcript is spliced from 5 exons. Gene Ontology annotation, biological process: secondary metabolite biosynthetic process. The coding region runs from base 1 to 1812 and encodes 603 amino acids. The record is from RefSeq and is a predicted model, not a curated record. Gene Ontology annotation, molecular function: flavin adenine dinucleotide binding; oxidoreductase activity, acting on CH-OH group of donors. Lineage: Eukaryota; Fungi; Ascomycota; Eurotiomycetes; Eurotiales; Aspergillaceae.
AUGCCUGCCUCAGUAGACUCUCGGCUGCUAGCCGGGUCUCUAUUUGCUGCUCUCUUCGGGAUCUUGGUUGUUUACUCCUGGUUUCCACUUGAUGCACAGUUUGAUUAUGUGGUGGUGGGUGGAGGGACGGCAGGUAUCACAAUCAGUGCUCGUCUGGCCCAGCAUGGGUUUCGAGUUGCAGUGGUAGAAGCAGGAGGCUAUUAUGAACUCAAAUUCCCAAUAUGCCGCGUUCCAGGCGCGGCGACAGUUGGGGCUGGCUCCAGCAUCACCACAGCCACGGCAGUGGAUUGGAAGUUCGAAGUCCACGGGGUUCCUGGGGCAGCCUAUCGUGAUAUCCACUAUCCCAGAGGCAAAUGCAUGGGUGGCUCGUCAGCCCUGAAUUUCAUGAUGUACCAAAGGCCAUCCAGAGAUACUAUGAAAAAAUGGGCGGAGCUUGUCGGCGAUCCAAGUUAUCUGUUCGAAAACACCCUUGCCUUUUUUCAAAAGACCGUGUCUUUCACACCACCGGGACUUCGCUCCGGAAAUGUUUCAACACUCUACAACUCAUCUGCCUUUUUGGACAGCGGCCAGCCUCUACACGUGUCAUACCCAUUGUGUCCAAUGACUUUCUCGGUGUCAUCGCGGCGCGCUUUCACCGAAGCCGGCAUAAAUGAGGCUCAGGACUUCAACAGCGGGUCUCUUAUGGGCCAUCAGUUCUGUUCGAUGACAAUUCGGCCGAGCGACUGGUCACGAAGUAGCUCGGAAGCCGCUUUUUUCCAGGCGCCUCAAGGCUUGGGAAAUUUGACUGUCUAUCAGAAAACCUUGGCCCAAAUGAUAAUUUUCGACAAAGACAAGCGCGCUAUUGGCGUACGGGUGCGAAACAUAUUGGAUUUCACCUUGAAAGCAGCACGAGAAGUGAUCGUCUCCGCAGGGGCAUUCCAAUCACCCCAGCUGCUGAUGGUGUCUGGGAUCGGCCCUGCUGAAACACUACAUGAGCACAAUAUCACUGUUCUUGCUGAUCGCCCUGGAGUGGGUCAAAACAUGUGGGACCAUAUUUUCUUUGGGCCUUCCUACCCAGUCUCAGUAGAUACCUUUACCAAAAUGACGCAAGACUCAUGGUAUUUCUUAACCCAGGUUUUCAACUAUUUUAUCCUCAAAAGAGGCAUCCUCACGAACCCAUCCACAGACUACCUAGCGUUCGAGAAGCUUCCAAGAGCCCUCCGAACCACUUUAUCUGAUCGGAACGAAGCGGACCUGUCUUGGUUCCCAGCCGACUGGCCUGAGCUGGAGUACCUUGCUGCUUCUGCUUAUGUGGGGAACUUUUCCAACCCGAUCUCCGACCAACCUAAGGUUGGGCAAUAUGGUAGCAUCAUCGGGAGCCUCGUUGCCCCAACGUCCCGCGGAAAUGUCACACUUCGAUCAGCGAGCAUGAAUGACCUCCCUGUCAUCAACCCAAAUUGGCUGGAAACGGAAACAGACCAAAAGCUUGCUGUUGCAGCCUACAAACGUAUCCGUGAAGUCUUCCACACCAAGGCAAUGGCUUCUGUCCUUACCGGCCCCGAAUAUUUCCCCGGAGUCGCUGUCCAGGCCGACAAAGAGAUAUUAGAUGUCAUCAAAAACACAAUGAUGACAAUAUAUCAUACUGCCUGUACGUGCAAAAUGGGAAGCUCCAGUGAUAGCAUGGCAGUCGUUGAUAAUAAAGCAAGAGUUUUCGGGGUCACUGGACUGCGUGUGGUGGAUGCCAGUGCCUUCCCCCUUUUACCACCGGGUCACCCCCAGUCAACUGUUUAUAUGCUUGCAGAAAAGAUCGCUGCCGACAUCAUCUCCCGUUGA